Molecule: messenger RNA, 1487 nt
Organism: Orbicella faveolata
Lineage: Eukaryota; Metazoa; Cnidaria; Anthozoa; Scleractinia; Merulinidae
Product: single-strand selective monofunctional uracil DNA glycosylase-like
Source: RefSeq, a predicted model, not a curated record
CAUUACCUUAUAUGGUCUUGCUUACAAACAAAACAAAAAUGGCGGCCAGUUCUGACAGAGGUGAACAUGAACUUGAUUCAACCAUAUCUGUUAAAAGGAGGAAAACAGACCCUGAGAGUAAUAUUUGUGAGGAACUGCUGAAACUUGAAGAAGAGUUGUGUCAACAACUGUCCUCUCUCAAUUUUCCCUCUCCGGUAUCGUUCGUUUAUAACCCACUUGAGUAUGCCAAAGAAACCCACGAAGAUUACGUUAGGAAGUACUGCAAGGUUGGACAAAAUGUCCUCUUCCUGGGAAUGAAUCCCGGUCCAUUUGGAAUGGCACAAAACGGGGUGCCUUUUGGAGAUACAGCACACGUCAAGGACUGGCUUAAAAUUAAAGGAUGUGUCAAUAAACCCAAAAGAGAACAUCCAAAAAGACUUAUUCAUGGCUUGGACUGUACAAGAACUGAAGUCAGUGGAGGUCGGCUUUGGGGUUUCUUCAAAGAACACAGCAAAUCACCUGAGAAUUUUUUCCACCAAUGUUUCAUUCAUAACUAUUGUCCCCUUGUGUUCAUGACAUCAAGCGGCAAAAACAUUACUCCUCCUCAACUGCCCAAAGGUGAAAGACAACGACUGCUCAAACUUUGUGAUAAAUCUCUUGUAGAUGUUGUGAAGUUAACUGAUGUUAAGAUUGUUGUGGGAGUUGGAAAGUUUGCAGAGGAAAGAGCUCGCAAAGCUUUAAUUGACUGUGAAGUUGAAAUUUUUUCAAUAAUGCAUCCCAGCCCAGCCAGCCCAGCAGCUAAUGCUGGGUGGAGUGACAUUGUUUUGACACAGCUCACAGAUUUGGGGCUCAUGGGUUACAUUAAGAAUGAAAAUAAAAGAUAGGGCUGCACAACCUGGUGGCUUGUUUUUAAGGUUCCAAGUAUUUACAUGUACCUUAUGAAAAAUCCAGGUCUAACAAAGAUGGCUGACGGUGUGCUCUGUUUGGAGUUUACUCAUUAGAGCAGUAAAGAGUUGCAAAACACCCCAAACAAGAGAACUGCUGAAAGGCUGAUGGACUUCCUGAUUGUGUGUACUGUUUUGGUUGUAAUGAAAAUAUAUACUUUUGUUAUAUCACAUUAAAUUUUGUUGCCCAACAGAAUCAUCACAUUCUGCCAAUGCUAUGGUGUUAUUCUCUGCUUAUGAUACUCAAACAGUAAGGCUUUGCUCAAAAGGACUGCCAUCAGUGAAUCGUCAAACUCACAGCAAUUUGCUACAUGGGAGGCACACCUCCAGACUCCUCUCCACAGAGGGACACUUCCCUGUGACCUUCCCCAAAUGCUGCCACGCCCUGCACUGAAUGGGCAAUGCUUAGGCUACCAGUACAUUUCUAAGAAUCAACAAAUUUUGACUUGGCUCCCAGGCUUGGAGGAAUUAACCAAAACAAAUCACAUCAAGGGUGAGGGAUGAAAAAUUUAUUUCUUUUGUGUUAUUCCCCCAAGCCUCAGAGCCAAGUUAGAAUUUCCAAUA